GCCCGAGGCGCGACGCGCGGCAGCUCAACGACACCGCUUCCAGCCCAGGCUUCCGAGCUAAGCCUUCGCGGAAUCAAAUUGGCUGUACAGCCGUCAUCCGCACCGCGGCCCACUUGCGGUCGGAGGAAUUCGACCCUACCCGGCCGCCGUAGCUACCUCUCCCUAGUGGGCGGGGCCAAGGUCCGGGUGACCCCGCCGGAGCCGCCGCUGCCAGCGACAUGUUCAAGGUAAUUCAGAGGUCUGUGGGGCCGGCCAGCCUGAGUCUGCUCACCUUCAAAGUCUAUGCGUCACCAAAAAAGGACUCACCUCACAAGGCUUCUGUGAAAGUUAAUGAGCUUUCACUCUACUCCGUUCCUGAGGGGCAGUCUAAAUAUGUGGAAGAGCCAAGGACCCAACUUGAAGAAAGCAUCUCCCAUCUCCGACAUUAUUGUGAGCCAUAUACAAAUUGGUGUCAGGAAAUGUACUCCCAAACUAAGCCCAAGAUGCAAAAUUUGGUUCAAUGGGGGUUAGACAGCUAUGAAUAUCUCCAAAAUGCACCUCCUGGAUUUUUUCCAAGACUUGGUGUUAUUGGUUUUGCUGGUAUUAUUGGACUCCUUUUGGCUAGAGGUUCAAAAAUAAAGAAGCUGGUGUAUCCACCUGGUUUCAUGGGAUUAGCUGCCUCUCUUUAUUACCCACAACAAGCCAUCGUAUUUGUCCAGGUCAGUGGGGAGAAAUUAUAUGACUGGGGUUUACGAGGAUACAUAGUCGUAGAAGAUUUAUGGAAGGAGAACUUUCAAAAGCCAGGAAAUGUGAAGAGUUCACCCGGAAAUAAGUAGAAUACUCCAUGCUCUGUCCAUUUUAAUCAGUUAUAGGUAAACAUUGAAAACUCCAUACAGUAAACCAAUAUUUCUACAGAAAAAUGGCAGAAAAGUCAGUAUUGAAUGUAGUAAAUUGGCAUUCUUCUUCAGGAAAAACUACACUAGGCCUCUUUGUUCUCUUGGAUGAUUCCAUACUACAAGUGGACUAAUCGGAAAUUCUUUCACCUAGAGAAAAUGUAUAAGCCUUAGAACUCCUCGUUCUCAUGUUGCUAUUUAUGUACAUAAUUAAAAUUCUAAGUUAAAAAAAAAGU
This is a messenger RNA of Camelus dromedarius (Arabian camel), 1108 nucleotides long. RefSeq names its product apolipoprotein O (gene APOO). Lineage: Eukaryota; Metazoa; Chordata; Mammalia; Artiodactyla; Camelidae. Gene Ontology annotation, cellular component: MICOS complex. Gene Ontology annotation, biological process: cristae formation. The transcript has 9 exons. Bases 219 to 815 code for a protein of 198 amino acids. The record is from RefSeq and is a predicted model, not a curated record.